AGUGUAAUUAGAUAGUUAACCUAAAUUAAUUUAGUUUACAAUAUAUUAGCAAUAGGUUAAAUUAAUUGUGCUACUUAAGUAUACUUAAAUACACUAAAUAUUAAAUUGAUAUAGUACACAUAUUCAGAAGUGUUUUGCAUUGAAAAAGCAUGCAGCGAUCACAGCGAUUAACAGAUGGAUUUUCAUAACUUGUAGGUGCUUAUGCUAUACUAUAAAUGCACUACUAUCACAUUAAGUAUGUUACUUAAAAGUGUACUUUUGCUAUACACAAUUGCAAUAUGAUUGUUUUCCACAUUUAUUGUCAAUAAAAAGAAAACAGAUAUUUAAAUAGUUUCAUAAUUUCACAGUAACCAAAAAUAAUUCACUUAACACUGUCUGUGAGUUAAUAUUUAGAACAGGCAUGACAACUGUAUUUUUCUGACUGUUUGCUUUGUAUUGCAUAACAUUUUAUGAAAAAAAAAAAAAACAACUUGCAAGCUUGGAGGAUAAGCGAAUAGAAUAGACUUUUGUGCGCCAUCAUUGCAUAUCUGGUUGAUUACGAUUCUCAAAUAUAUUUUAUGCUUUUAAAAAAAAAACUGACACACAUCACCAUUGAAUAGUUUGUGACACUCUGAGCGGGCUUUAUCCUCAAAUCAAAAGUUUUUAUUUUAUUUUUUAAAUAAGUCGUAGCCAAUCAGACGUCUAUAACAAUUUCGGCCAAUCACAAUUGGGCCACAGUCUGUUACACUGGCGCGAAAUGUAUGAGAAGAUGGCGAACGUCAAGGCAGCAGGAGCUAACGUUAGCGCUCCACCAAGAAAAAAAAAACACUUUAGAAAGUUCUGAUGACGAAACAGACAUUGAGAUGAAGCGACAAUAUGAAAAAGCAAAAAGACAAAAAAAAAGUUGCAAAAGAGAGGAUCCUCACUCAGUUGAAGGAUACACUGAGGAAACCACUCCACUCCACUCCAUGCAGAACCAAUCCAUUACAUAGUGAGGAGGAAGUUGAAUCCGAAAUGGUGGACACAAAUGUGGAUUUGUUCAAUUACCCAGGGAAUUCUCAAUCAACCAGACAAAAAAAGGUUGGAAAGGAGAGGGUCCUCACUCAGCUGAAGGAUACACUGAGGAAACCACUCCACUCUGAUCCACGCAGAACCAACCCGUUACAUAGUGAGGAGGAAGUUCAAGCCGAAACCGUGGACACAAAUGUGGAUUUGUUCGAUUACCCAGAGAAUUUUCAACCAACCGAUACCUUAGAUGCUGCUGAGGCAAGUGGAGAGAGCGUGGAACAGCCAUUAUUUGUCAGUGGUGAAGUGUUGAAAGCUUUGAAAGAAAUUCCCACCUUAGUGCAGUGUGUCAAGGAACUAAUAUCCUCAAUGAACAGAGGGAUGGAUACAGCAAGCACAAGCUCAGGGUCCUCCAGCUCAGCCCAAGAGAUGACACUGUCAUAUCUGAGUUUCCGGGCACGUCACAGUACUCAGUAUUUCAACCUUUUAAUCAAAGUUGAAUAA
Molecule: messenger RNA, 1488 nt
Organism: Cyprinus carpio (common carp)
Lineage: Eukaryota; Metazoa; Chordata; Actinopteri; Cypriniformes; Cyprinidae
Exons: 7
Coding region: 856-1488 (210 amino acids)
Source: RefSeq, a predicted model, not a curated record